Messenger RNA from Atta colombica, 1605 nucleotides. Its product is annotated as cytochrome P450 307a1-like. Lineage: Eukaryota; Metazoa; Arthropoda; Insecta; Hymenoptera; Formicidae. Bases 85 to 1605 code for a protein of 506 amino acids. Gene Ontology annotation, molecular function: oxidoreductase activity, acting on paired donors, with incorporation or reduction of molecular oxygen; iron ion binding; monooxygenase activity. The transcript is spliced from 3 exons. The record is from RefSeq and is a predicted model, not a curated record.
AGAAAGAAAUAAUUGUAAAGAAAGAAAAAGGAAGAAGAGGCAGAAGAUUUUCUUUAGUAAAGAAAUUUGUGAUCGUGCUGAAGGAUGAUUUUUAUUGGCGCCACGACAUAUUUCCUACUCGCCAUUGUUCUGGUGGCCUUGAUCUUGAUCGUGAUGGACCAUAUCAGAUUGAAGAAGAAACCGAAGAAAUUAUAUGACGGCGAUGAGCCAUCCGAUUUACCAGAUCCACCUGGACCGAAACCAUGGCCAAUUUUGGGCUCUCUUCAUAUUUUGGGACGUUAUGAUGUGCCUUACAAGGCUUUUGGCGACCUCGUCAAGGCCUACAACAGUCAGAUAAUCAAGCUCAAGAUGGGAUCUGUAUCUUGCGUCGUCAUCAAUGGAUUGGAGAACAUCAAGGAGGUCUUGAUUGUCAAGGGCCACCACUUCGACUCUAGGCCAAACUUCGUUAGAUAUCAUCUCCUCUUCUGUGGCAACAAGGAGAAUUCUCUGGCAUUCUGCAACUGGUCAGACCUCCAGAAAAUGCGAAGAGAGAUGCUACGAGGGCAUACUUUCCCGCGCGCCUUUACUACACGCUACAACCAGUUAAACGGCAUAAUCGGCGACGAGAUGGAAUGGCUGAUUAACCACCUGACCGGCAUCUCUGGUAUCAGCGUGCACGCUAAGCCGCUGAUAUUGCACAUGUGCGCGAACAUCUUCUUCAAGUACUUCUGCUCGCGAGGCUUCGAGUACAGUCACGAUUCUUUUAGCCAGAUAAUCAAGAAUUUCGACAAGGUCUUCUAUGAAGUAAAUCAGGGAUACGCCGCAGAUUUUAUGCCGUUUCUAAUGCCACUCCAUCAGCGUAACAUGACGAGGAUGGCAACUUGGACCCACAAAAUCAGAGAAUUUAUGGAGAAAAACGUAAUUGAAGAUCGUGCGACUAGCUGGAAGUCGGUCAUACCUGAGAUAGACUACAUAGAUUGUUUGAUAAAUCACAUCAAGACCGAUGCUGAACCCAAGAUGACGUGGAACAUGACAAUGUUCGCGCUGGAAGAUAUCGUCGGAGGUCACUCGGCAGUUGGCAAUUUCCUAAUAAAAAUUCUGGGAUUCCUGGCUACACGACCACACAUACAGAAAACAGCGCAGAUGGAAAUCGAUGAGAUCGAGACUACGAGCAAGUUCAUUGGGCUAGAGAACCGAGAAAAUAUGCCGUAUACGGAAGCUAUCAUUCUUGAAGGAAUCAGAUUGAUCGCCAGUCCGAUUGUUCCACACGUUGCCAACCAGGAUAGCUCCAUAGCCGGUUACAAAAUAGAGAAGGACACGUUUAUCUUUCUGAACAAUUAUGAAUUAAAUAUGUCGGAGGAGUUAUGGACUUCUCCUGAAGACUUCAUGCCUCAGAGAUUCAUACAGAACGGCAAAUUGCUGAAACCAGAACACUUUCUGCCUUUCGGGGGCGGUCGAAGAUCUUGCAUGGGUUACAAGAUGGUUCAAUAUAUCAGCUUCUCGACGAUAGCCACCCUGCUGAAGAACUUCAACAUAUUGCCGGUAGAGAAGGAGAUCUACAAGGUUCCUAUCGGCAACUUGGCACUUCCUAUGAACACCUUCAAGGUCCGUUUCGAAAAACGGUAG